AUGGCGGACCAAGAGGAGACUUUUCCCAUUCAAAGCUCUCCGGGUGGCUCGGAUUCGAGAGAAUUACGGACUGAAAAUAAAUCCGAGAAACCGAACGGGACCUCAAGCAAAUCCCCGUCAUCACAGACAACUUACAUUCAGCAGGGAAUGGAAGGAAUAAAAGUCUACCUGCACGAGAGGGAACUCUGGGUGAAGUUUGACGAAGUGGGGACGGAGAUGAUUAUCACCAAAGCCGGAAGGCGAAUGUUCCCCAGCUUCAAAGUGAAGGUCGCGGGAUUAAACCCCAAAACUAAAUAUAUACUCCUGAUGGAUGUUGUUCCUGCGGACGACCAUCGAUACAAAUUCGCCGACAAUAAAUGGUCUGUGACCGGGAAGGCAGAGCCCGCGAUGCCCGGCAGGCUCUACGUCCACCCAGACUCUCCCGCCACGGGCGCGCACUGGAUGAGGCAGCUCGUGUCCUUCCAGAAGCUGAAGCUGACCAACAACCACCUGGACCCGUUCGGACACAUCAUACUAAAUUCGAUGCAUAAGUAUCAGCCGAGGAUCCACAUAGUGAAGGCGGAUGAAAAUAACGGCUUUGGCUCCAAAAACACGGCCUUCUGCACUCACGUCUUCCCGGAGACAGCCUUCAUCGCGGUGACGUCCUACCAGAACCAUAAGAUAACCCAGCUGAAGAUAGAGAACAACCCGUUUGCAAAAGGCUUUCGUGGAAGUGAUGACAUGGAGCUGCACCGGUUGUCCAGGAUGCAAAGUACCAAGGAGUAUCCAGUAGUGCCUCGCAGUGCAGUGCGUCAGAGGGUGGGCUCCAGCCAGAGCCCGUUCAGCGGGGAGGUCCAGGGCCUGGCCACCCCGAGCACCCUGAGCUCCCAGUACUCCCAGUGUGAGAGCGGGGUGACGAGCACCUCACAGGACCUGCUGCCUCAGUCAGGCUCCUACCCUCUGCCUCAUGAGCACGGCCCGGAGUACCACUGCAUCAAGAGGAAAGUGGAGGAUGACUGCCACUCAGGUGAGCACAGCUAUAAGAAGGCCUAUCCGGAGAGCUCGUCCAGUGAGGAGGACCAUUACUACCGUCCCGUUGGCUACCCCCAGGGCCUCGGCCUGGCGGGCGGGCCCUACCGCAGCGAGUCUAGCCAGCGGCAGGCCUGUAUGUACGCCAGCGCCUCACAGGGGGCUGAGCCAGUUCCUAGUUUGGAGGACAUCAGCUGCAACACAUGGGCCAGCGUUUCACCCUAUGGGAGCUGCUCUGUCACCACCAUGCAGCCAAUGGACCGGCUGCCCUACCAGCACUUCUCCGCCCACUUCACCUCGGGGUCUCUGGUGUCCAGACUUGGCGGGGUAGGGGGCCACGCCUCUCCGCAGCUGGGCGAUGGCCACCACCCUGCCAUGUACCAGAGCUCCAUGACCCACCAGACUCUGGGCCGCCAGUGCAGUCCUGGGGCUGGGAUCCAGUCUCCAGCAGCGGGCCUACAGGGAAACGAGUACCUCUACACACACGGCAUACCACGUACACUAUCGCCACACCAGUACCACACUGUGCACAGUGUCAGCAUCAUGCCAGAGUGGAAUGAGAACAGCUAA
Molecule: messenger RNA, 1578 nt
Organism: Notothenia coriiceps (black rockcod)
Lineage: Eukaryota; Metazoa; Chordata; Actinopteri; Perciformes; Nototheniidae
Gene: tbx5a
Product: T-box transcription factor 5a
Exons: 8
Coding region: 1-1578 (525 amino acids)
Biological process (GO): cell fate specification; regulation of transcription by RNA polymerase II; pattern specification process
Cellular component (GO): nucleus; chromatin
Molecular function (GO): RNA polymerase II cis-regulatory region sequence-specific DNA binding; DNA-binding transcription factor activity, RNA polymerase II-specific
Source: RefSeq, a predicted model, not a curated record